Molecule: messenger RNA, 3796 nt
Organism: Dendroctonus ponderosae (mountain pine beetle)
Lineage: Eukaryota; Metazoa; Arthropoda; Insecta; Coleoptera; Curculionidae
Product: protein slit-like
Biological process (GO): axon guidance
Molecular function (GO): Roundabout binding; calcium ion binding; heparin binding
Source: RefSeq, a predicted model, not a curated record
GCGAGUACUGCGAACGAAAAAUUCCCUUUUGCACUGAGCAAUACAACCCUUGUGAAAAUAAUGCUCGCUGUGUCGAUCACGAUAGUUAUUAUACUUGCGAGUGUUUACCUGGUUUUAAGGGCAAGAACUGCUCCUCAAACGUAGACGACUGCCAGAACCACAUGUGCCAGAAUGGGGCUACUUGCGUCGAUGGCAUAAACGAAUACUUCUGUAAAUGUUCGGAAGACUUUACAGGAAAAUUCUGCGAAAUCAGCCCCAUAGUGGCGAUGAUGUACCCACAAACUUCCCCAUGCCAGCAACAUGAUUGUGUGCACGGAGUUUGUUUCCAGCCUAGCGGCUCGAACGAUUAUUUGUGCAAAUGUGCACCAGGAUACUCAGGGAAACGUUGUGAGUACUUAACGGGCCUUAGCUUUACUCACAACAAUUCCUACGUCGAACUUGAACCACUACGAAUCAAGCCGGAAGCAAAUGUUACUAUAGUUUUUGCUACCACUCAACAAGACGGUAUAUUAAUUUACGAUGGAUUUAAUGAACAUUUAGCUGUUGAACUCUUCAAUGGAAGAAUCCGAGUUAGUUACAACGUUGGUAACUAUCCAGUUUCCACAAUGUACAGUUUCGAAAUGGUAUCUGAUGGUCAAUACCAUAUAGCUGAACUGAUUGCGAUCAAGAAAAACUUCACCCUUCGUGUGGACAGAGGCUUAGCGAGAAGCAUUAUUAAUGACGGAUCUAAAGAUUACCUCAAGUUAACCACCCCUAUGUAUUUAGGUGGAAUACCACCAGAUCCAGGAGAACAUGCAUUUACCGAUUGGCACUUGAGGAAUUUAACCAGUUUUUCUGGAUGUAUGAGAGAAGUGUGGAUUAAUCACAAGCAAGUCGACUUUGGAAACGCAAAAACGCAACAAAAAGUCCAGCCUGGUUGUGGAAUUACCGAGGAUAAGUCUGAUGACGAAUUGCAGGAAGACGAAACAGAUGAUAUGCUUGAAGAACCACCAGCACUCCCUCCAGAUCCAUGUAUUAACAAUAAAUGUAAACAUGAGAGCAAAUGUCUUCCAAAUGGGAGUGGUGAAUAUUCCUGUCGAUGUAAGCCUGGCUACAAAGGAAAGUACUGCGAGCAAGGUGAGAACGAGUCUCCUACGUGUAAGAAAGAACAAGUAAGGGAGUACUAUUCCGAAAACGGCUGCCGAUCGAGGAAACCACUUAAAAUUGCAAAGUGCAUCGGCUCUUGUGGCACAAGCUGUUGCCAUGCGAAAAAGAGCAAAAGACGAAAGGUUCGUUUAAUAUGCUCCGAUGGUACUCGGUACACCAGAGAUAUUGACGUAGUGCGCAAAUGCGCUUGUACAAAGAAAUGCUACUGACUGUCGUCCGCUACUACAUACAUUUCUAACGAAGUACCAUCCAAAGCUGUUGAAGCCGAACAUACGCAAAACAUAUAUGGGUUUGCUCCUGAAGUCACAAACGAAGCUGAUUUGUAUCCAUUAUCCAACCAACCGGCGCUGAGUCCUUCUUAUUUAACUCAGACUGCUCCUAACGAUGCUGAACCACGUACUGCGCCUGUUGUACAGAAAUCUGAUGCGCAGGCUGUCGAAGGCGUUAAGCUCACAUUUCUCGUGCCUAACGAGACUGAAUCAGGUGAACAUCUAAAUGGCCUGGUAGUUCAGCACAUUGAUGAGAGCGAAUUUGAGCAUGACAAAAAGGAACGGUUUGUUUUGUAUCACGACAAACAGUGUCUACUCUCAGCGUUCUUAUAUUUUACAACAAUCACUUCGUUCGUGUACUUAGCACUCAUUUGGAUCAAGCAGCGUAUGCACGUUCAUCUAGACCAGUUUCAACUGUGGUAGGCUUCCUAAAUUGAGGGCAUAUUAAAAUAAUUUAAUCAAUAGUGUUUGCGUUGUUGUUUUGAGAUGCCUAAAUUGCUUUGCAGCAACAAAAUUAACUUUGAACUAAACAGAACUUUCAUGUUAAACUAUGUGUUUCAUAUAGUAUUUUAAUUCAGUACUUUGACGACCCGUAAAACUGAAUACAACAUUAACUUUUGUUUUUCUGCAAGUAAUUUAGCAACACCAUCAAAACAUAAUAAAAUUAGAAUUUCAGUUCUUAUUACAUGAUUGGACAGCUCUUAUAUUCCUAAAAUUUGAAUUUAAUUUGAAAAAUGAUCUGGAUUAAUAAUAAGAACGUAGACUUUAUCAAUGGAUCUCAGCUGAUCAGAACAAUAUCGUUUCUGAUCACAUAAAAAUACAGAACCAAACUCCCAUCAGUUUUUUCCGUAUUCCUCAAAAUUAGAGUUUUUGUUCCAAAAUUAAUAUAAAACGAUAACCAUCAAAGGGACUGAAUAUUCAAAAGACUUACGCCACUCUGAUCCUAAAGAAACAACCAGUAAAAUAAACCCCAACGUUAGAAACGUAUGUAGUAGCGCAAAUGACCCACUUUAAAGGAUUUUAGAACCUUUAAAGGCCCCUAGCUAUUAAAAAGAACUGUGUAAACACAUACACUUUUGUUACAAAGUUUACUUAUAGUAUUUUAGAGAUUUAUUUAGAACGUAGAAAAUAUUCAGGGUAUUUUCCAAAAAGUGUUCACUACAUUCCUAAUCUUAAAAUUGCUUUAUCAAUAUGUCUGUUCCUAAUAAAUCUGAACAAUAUUAGCCAACAUUUCGUUAUAGAUUUGCUAAAGCCCUGUAUAUCUUAGACGUAACAAGUAUCAAUUAGGUUAAUAUAUUUAUAUUUAUUUUUUUUAUAGCACCCUGUAUAUAUAUUCGCAUAGAGUAAGUAGUAUUUAUUAAGAAGAUUCUUACCAGUAGAUGCAUUGCGUUCGUAUUCGAUUGAAAUAUUAGUUAUGUAUAGGUAUCCUUUUAAUUGUAACGUUUAAUAAUUUGUUCUUCUGACAUUAAUUCUGACCUUACAGCAUGAUUAAACAAGAUAUUAUCGAACCUAUAUUUUAGGUAACAGUGGAAUUGAUUAUUGAUUAUAAUAUAUCUAGAAAAACUGUUUAUACCAUUCAAUAGACUUUGUCUGCUUUAAUUUAUUGAACGUGAAAUCGUUCAAAAAUAAAAUACUCCUGUUUUUUUUUAUAUAGUUGAGAUUAGCUUUAAAAUAUUUCGGUGAUUUUAAAAUGUGUUCAAACAAUUAAUAAGACAUACAGUAAAAAUGUGCGUUAGAUAAGAACAGUACAGUAUUGAAAAUUUCCUGUUCGCGUAGGAAGUAUUAGAGAGAAUGUUCUUUUUACUUAAAAACGUUUGUAGCUGAUAUUGUGAUUGCCUGUCAAAAAAUAGAACGAUCCUCAUUUGCAAAACAUCCAUAAGGACUUAUUAUAGGGAAUAUUUUUGAAAUUUCUCAACAAAUGGAAAAACGUUGAAAGCCAGCUAUAAUACAGACUUAAUAAUCGAUUUAAUAAUUCAUUUUUCAUUUGUUGAAAACGUUUUGAAAUAACUGUAUAUUGUAAAUUAAUUAUCUGAUUACGUAGUAUUAGGCGAAAUACACUUCUUUCAUCAGAACUGUUGUAAAUUAAAUAUUCCUUCUUUAAAUUGUAUAAUUAAAUACCAACCUACUAGUAUAAUUCUGGAUUAAAUUUUGUUAGAAAUCAGAGCUGAUUAAAAUGAAGCAAACACUAUAGCUGAAAAUCCAUUACGUCUAAUCGAGAGUAGCAGUAUUGUACCAUAAAACAUCGCAAAAGCAAAAUUAAUGCUAUCCAUGUAUGGAACUUAAUGCCUAAGUGUAUUACAAUAACAUUUUACCUAUUGUAAUAAUUUUUAUCCCCUUGAAUUGUGUAUAAAAUAUUUAAGAUAAAAAUUGAUUUAAAAAUA